Nothobranchius furzeri (turquoise killifish) is the source of this 7304-nucleotide messenger RNA. RefSeq names its product basic helix-loop-helix domain-containing protein USF3. Gene Ontology annotation, biological process: positive regulation of transcription by RNA polymerase II; negative regulation of epithelial to mesenchymal transition. NCBI's taxonomy places the organism in Eukaryota, Metazoa, Chordata, Actinopteri, Cyprinodontiformes, Nothobranchiidae. The record is from RefSeq and is a predicted model, not a curated record. Gene Ontology annotation, molecular function: RNA polymerase II transcription regulatory region sequence-specific DNA binding; DNA-binding transcription activator activity, RNA polymerase II-specific; protein dimerization activity.
GACCUCCCGGAAAACCCGCCCUUUCAGCACGGGGUUAGGUGUAUCUGGAUUUGUUUUGAGAUUUCUUGCUAAUACUUAGCAUCCGAUGUUUAAGUUUUUACCUCAACAUACAAUCUUCAAAAUGCUGAGAUUAGAGGACGAACACGGAAGGAGCUUAAGGUCCAGCUGCUGAAUGCGCUUACUGGUACCUUUGAUCACACAGGCAACUGUUAAUACAGGAUGCCAGAGAUGACUGAAACACAAAAAACACCUGGUCGCAAGCCCAAAAAGAAGAAAAACAAGGAAUCUCAUAAUGCAGUUGAACGACACAGAAAAGAGAAAAUUAACGCAGGGAUCAAUCGUAUUGGCAGUCUUCUGCCCUGUUCCCAGGCACUUAAACAGAGCAAGAACAAUAUAUUGGACCAAGCUUUUCGCUACAUCACUGAACUGAAGAAGCAAAAUGAUACGUUGCUUCUGGAAAGUGGGGAUAAAGUACAAGCGGAGGAAAUCCGUCGACUGAGGCGUCAGUUGGAGGAACUGAGAAAAGAGAGUGCUCACUACAUCGAGCUCCUCAAAGCUAAUGACAUUAGCCUUCUAGAGGACCCAACUAUCCACUGGAAGGGCAAGCAGAGCUGUGCCAAAGUGGCAAAAGUCACCCCCACUCACCAGCUCCCAAAGGGGAUCGUCGUUUAUUCCAACGGGAAUGUGAUGCGCCCUGCAGGAAAACAGAAGAGCCCUGUGAAGCGGCUCUCCGAAACUUUAGUUCUUCCAACACCAGAUGAAGCUGGAGUAAGAGUUAAUGGAGCCCUGCUGCAAGUUAAAGCAUCUUCCUCCACCCCUGCGCUUCUCCCAGUGUCAGCUGCCACACCCAGUCAGGCUGCACCUGCUCUGAGAGUGAUCGAGCAGCAGUGUGUGGUUGAGACGCCAGCCGCAGCCCCCGCUCUGCCACCGUCCGUGUCUUACAUCACCCUUCAGAUUCCUGCAGCUGCUACAUCCCUACCCCAACCAACGCAGCCUGCUGCCCCGGCUCAGCCCAUCGCUAUUGCUGCUACUUCAGCCUCACAGCAUCCCGCCGAAAGCAUCGCCCCACUUGUGUUGUCGCACGCCACGUUUACCCAAACUGUAACUAGACCAGCUGCUUCAGGGGUCUGCUCUUCAGUCACAGCAGACACUACUAUCGGGACUGUGAGUUACACGGCCGUCCCCAGCACUCAAACCCUCCUUAGGGCAGGAGCUGCAGGCAGCACACAGACUACCUGGACAACACUGCAGAUGACAGGGAACACAGUGCAACCAGUUUGCCAGAGUCUGCCCCCUCCAGAGGUCAGCAGCACCACCCAGGCUGUGCAACAUGUGACUGUAUGUCCAAAACCCCCCGUUUGUCCCAUCCAGAUUCAUAUGCAGCCAUACAUGCCUGUACAGCAAACUCCCAUUGCAGGUCACCUUCAGACACACACCCUUCUAAAACCACCUGCAGUCCCAAACCAGCCUCAGUGUGCAGUUCUCUCCCAGCCAGCCCUAGUACCACACCCAGCUGUUGUGUCGCAGCCCCAGCCCACUGUACUUCAGCCUGCAUCGCUGGUUCCUCACCCCCCUGCAGCCCUCAUCUCGCAGCCUCAGCCAGCUCUUGUGCCCCAGCCGCAGGCCGCUGUGCUGCCUCUCCUUCAGACCAUGCAGGUGUUACAGGUCAAUCCAGCAGCAGCAGCCGCUUCAGGUGUGACAGCUUCUCAGAACACCAACAAUCCUAGCCUUGUGAUCCUGCAGCAGGCCAGUGCCUGUCCAUCCCAGCCUGUGGUGAGAGAGGAGAUGACUAAUCAGACACCUUGUCAGCAUAUAGUAAUCAUCCAAGCACCAAGUCAGGCUGCAUCUGCGCCUCAGACUCCACAGGUGGGGAUGGUUCCUGCUGCAGCUCCCGCUGCUUCCACUCAGACACCCACGACUAGCAGCCCGGUGCCUGCCCCUCCGGUACAAAGCGUCGGGGGGAAGCAGCUUGUACACAUCCUCCCUCGGCCUACUCAGCCAUCAGUAAACCACCCUCGAUCUGUCAGCCAGGCUUCAUCAUCUCCACCAGUUCCUACAACCCCACAGACUAUCACUGUAAAUGGUCAAGUGUUUGCCCUGCAGCCCAUGAAGACUUCUGACAAAUCCAGCUCCCAGGGCGGCCAGAGCACCCUCCAACUGGUCCAGCCCACCACCACAGAGGAGCCAACUACUAACGUGGCCCUCAAUAGUUUAGGGGCCCUUAGUAGUCUUAAUCAGAGUAUCUCUCAAGGCCUCCCUCUUUCUAGUCAGAGCAGUUGUCAGCCUCCUGCUCCUGAAUCCAUCUCUGGAGCCACGCUGGCACUUCCUGCACAGCAGCUACAGCUUCCUGGUGCGAACCCGGUCACCUCGGGGCAAGCGGCUAAGGCCUCUAAGCCCUCAGGGAAGAAGCUUCGCUCCGUUUUAAACACAAAGAAAGCAGCAGCUAAAAGGACUAAACCUGCCAAGAAGAAGGUGCUCUCUCCUGCACAGGUUGCUGUUGUUUCUGCUGCAGGAGAACAAACCGCUGAAGUUCUGCCGCCCUCAACAGUCAAAGUCACAGACCUUCUCCCAGCGUGCUCCACAAAUGUCACAAAGAGGAGUGAAGCUGUCUGUGUGGAGUCAGCACAGAACAUCGUGGGCAGCUCAUCCAGUGACGCGGCUGUUUUUAGUCCUCCAGAGGAGAAAAGCUCUGUUGGUUCGUCUCAAAGUGGCUUGAGUCAAGCUGUCACCAGUGACGUCACAAAUGCAGCUAACGUUAGCGAAACAUCGGCCAAGUCGUCGGAGAGUAAACCAGCUUCGGUUUCUGACGGCUCGACUGUAAACAAACAUCCGAUUUGUGCAGAAGCACCGAGUAAGUUACCCAUCCCUGCGGCUGAUUCUAAAACCACAGCUUUGGAUGUUUCUGCAGCAGCCGCUGAGGUUCAGAACACCUCCGCUGGGAGUUCCACUUUGUGUUCAAAUCAAGUCUGCACCAGCAGCCUCACGACUACUGCUCCAGUAACUUUAAACCAGAACGCUCUGAUGGUUCCCUCACGUCUCUCCCUGGAAUCUAAAAUGCAAAACCCAUCAGUCUGUAAUAAACCAGACUCUCAGUCCACCGCUCCGUUUUCCGUGUCCACAACUUCAGCGCCUGAUGUUGAAUAUUCCGCUCCCCAAAGCUCAGUCGCGGCUGGUUUAGAGUUCAGGAAGAAGAACACAACUCCAAGAGCUCCGUUGCAGCAGACUGAGGUUACCGGACCUCAGAUGUCCUCGUGCCAUCCUGCAGAAGUCAAACCAGCACAGGCGACGAUGGAGGAGAGGCAUUCCACAUCAGCGGAUAAAGCCAGCUUAGUAGUAGCAGCAGCUUCUGAAGCUCCCUCACAAAAGGACUUUGCACUGUCUCAGCAAGUGUACACUAACCUAGAUGAUCAGUCUUUGGAGAACCCCAAUGGGCAGACGGAUUCUCCCACUUCUGGAGGAGCCGGGGGUGGAAGAGGAUUCUCCGUGGCCUCGAUGCUUCCGCAGGGUCAGAGUAUCGGUGGAUCUUCUGGCUCCUUUGGAACGUUCACGUUCACAUCUGAGCAGGCAGAGAUGCUUGCAUUUGCCAUGCUGGAGCAGGACAGCCCUGGGAGACGGAGUGGGGGUUGUUCUGUGGACAACGCGCCUUCUGUCGUUGCCACCACCGCCUCAUGGGACUCCUCUAAACCUCCAGCGGUGUCCACAGGUAAAGACAGGGGCUCAGCUGGCCAGCAGGCUAAAAUGACCAAACCCAUGGAUCCAGGGACGCUUACGCAUGCUGAGAUGUCUGUCAGAGGACAGGCUGGGGACGUGUCCAUCAGCGGGCCAAACGGAAGCAGAAAUCCACAGAAUAUUGUCUACUCACAGCCUCAGGCGCUCCAGUCUCAGAGUUCAGUGCAGAGUGGUACGGCAGCCACCUUGAGUGUGAACAACCUGAUCAGACCCAGCUCCAAUCACCCGCCAUACCCCAGUUCUCCUAAUCUCACCGUCCAACAAGGUUCUGUGCCCUCCCCCGUAGGAGCCUCGGCUCAUAUGUCCCAAGCUCCAAACAAGGCCCUGUCCCCCUGCUCGGGUGCCGCCCACGUAAUCGAGUACAACACCAUGAAGACCUCAUCGAUGAGGGCUCAGCCUGGAAACGUGAGUGAGCGACAAGUGAAGAUCAUCGCCAAAAGACCGGCUCAGGACGAGGUCCUGCUAAACACAGGGAAGAGACCCAAACCGUGUCCUCCACCUGCUAAUGCUGUUAGCCACAUGGAUGUGAAAGCACCAGACCACAGUCAGAUGAUGGUGCCACAGCUGCCCUCCACCACCUCAGCUGUCUUGACGAGGAUCAGUUCAGAUGGUGGAACCUCGCUCUUCUCAACAAACUCUUUCAUGAGUUCGGCUGUGCGUCCCGCUGAGGGCCACUGUCCCCCUCAAGGAGCUGCAGAGCAGAAUCCAGCAGGGGUGCUUCAGAUGCCUCAACCUCGUCCGCAACAUUCAGUAAACCAACCAGGUCCACAUCUGGGGGGGAACCCUUAUAUGAAGCAGCAGCAAGAACAGCAGCGACAGCAUCUCUACCAUUUACAGCAUCACUUGACUCAGCCUGACCCUGCGCAGCGCCACUCGCUACACCAGAGGGCGCUGCAGCAGCAACAGCAAGAGCAGCAUGUCCAAAAGAAGCGAGGGAUGGUCAGAGGCGGGAUGGUCAGAGGCAGUCAGACCAGCUCACCUGCUGGCCUGCAGCAGAAGCAGCAUCACCUGGAAAAGUCUGGACUUCAGCAGCAUCAACAUCAGCAUCAGCAGCACCCACAACAGUCACACCAACAGUCACAACCGCAUCAGCAGCCAGCGCAACACCAACAAUCUCAUCCACAGCAGCACCAACAACAGGCACAUCCACAGCCUCCUCAGGCCCAGCAUCAGCAGCAGCAGCUCCAGCAGCAGCAGCAGCAGCAGCAGAGCUCCCACUCCAGACACCCUCAGCAUCUGCAGCAGCUCCAGCAGCAGCAGCACUUUAGGCACCAGGAGAAGACUUGUGAAGGCCAAUCAGUGGGAUCCAGGGCCCACCACAGCAGCCACAUGGCCCAGCAGGACCACCUCAAGGCUGGUCAGGACCACACCGCUAUGCAGAGGAUGAUGAGCUCCCGGAGCCUGGAGCAGCAGCUCAUCUCUCCUCCCAGCAAUCCAGUAUCCCGGUCAUCCGAGUUGGCCUGUGCUCCGACUCGCCAGGAACGUCACCGUGUUUCCAACUACUCGGCUGAGGCGCUCAUCAGUAAAAGCUCCACUAGUGGAGAGCAGCAGCAGCGGAUUGCUGUCCACCUUCAGCCCGGUCGCGGUGCUGCUCAGGAGCAAGCUGACCUCAGAGGUUAUCUGGACACAGCGCGAGGGAAGGCCAGCAUUCCACACAACCCACAGAACCGCCUCCCAUCUGAACAUCCGGCACCCAGCGAUGUCCAGAGGGGCUCGGAGUGUCAGCCCUUCAAGGUGAUGGGUGGUGGAGGAGGGGGAGCGCAUCAGCUUGGUGGAUUUGAGACUCAAGUCUCACGUGGGAGUGAUCUGGCCUCUAAGCCGGUGCCUCCCUCUCAGAGGGGCCUUCAGGGGCAGCAGGGAGGAUUCAGAAUGAGCGUGGGCCCGAUUGCAGACGGGAGGAACCGCGGUGGCUACAGCGGCCCUCACCCCGGCCCUCAGGGAGGACAGGUGGGGUCUCGGGAGCAGGAAGGCUGUCACCAGAGCUUUAUGCAGAGCCUCCUCUCCCCUCAACUUCCUGAGCAAAACAACCACCAGAGAGCAAUUCAGUGCUGCCCUCCAGUCAGCAUGGAGUACAGCUGUGUGUCUGCAAGCUCCUCAGGAGCCAUCCAGGCCAAGGCGUCCAGCCCAAGCGUCCCCCAGUCCCAGAAAGCUCCGGCUAUGCGGCUCUCAGAGGGCAACAAGGGUCACGUUUCUCAGGUCAGCGGUAAUAUGCACACGGGCGUCCGAGCUGGUCUCCCCCACCCUCCCACGCCACACAGCAGCUCCGAGCCAGGCCGCUCCAGACCUCCCGUUAGUCAGCACUCCCGUCAUCUCCCCAGAGACACGCAGUCCACCAAACAGAGACCCAGUGAGCGGCCGCGGUCUGGAACUCUGAGACCGACCAAUCCCUUUGAGCCUGAGGGUCAUCUGCCUCUGCCCUCUGGGGGAGGGGUGCUGCUGGGGCGGCCACAGUCUGGAGGAGAGCCUAGACGCAGCGCCAUCGUACGCUUUAUGGCAGACAGCUCACAGGUUCCUGGUGACAACAACUUGGUCUCUGACCAGCACCUGACACAGAACUUUGGGUUCCCCUUUAUUUCAGAAGGAGGGAUGAAUCCUCCACCUCCUAUCAACGCCAACUCCACCUUCAUCCCUCCAGCCAGUCAGCCCAGCUCCUCCAGAACCCCAUCACUCCUCCCUGUGGAGCCCCAGAAUACUCUACCCUCCUUCUACCCCUCCUAUUCUCCCGCCGCUCACCCCAGCCUCCCCAGCGACGUCACGCUCCAAUAUUUCCCCAACCAGAUGUUCACAAGUCCCAACGUGGACAAGAGCAGCGCUCCGCCCCUCAACAACCGCUUCAGCUCCAUCCUGUCCCCACCCCGCCCCGUGGGCUUCGGUCAGGCCGGUUUCUCCUUGCUUCCAGAAAUGCCCCCCAUGCCUUCGUCUGGAAUCACCCCCCAUAUCUCCAACUUCAGCCUCACCUCGCUGUUCCCUGAUAUCGCCACCGGCAUGCCCACCGAUGGCUCCGCCAUGCCUAUGUCUCCCCUUUUGUCUCUGUCCAACACAUCGUCCUCCGACUCCGGCAAGCAGCCCAAUCGACCCGCACACAACAUCAGCCACAUCCUGGGCCACGACGGCAGCUCGGCUGUAUGACGACGGCGCACCGCUCAAGAGGAUGGGGUGAAAAAAAUCUGCUCCAAACGCAUUUUCUUUAACGUUAAAGACGGCGGCAACGAUUCACCUGAUUGUUUACAUGCUCACACCUUCUCCUGUUAAAUUCUACCUUUUGACAUUUGUGAUGUCACAAAAUGAUUCAUCUUAGGGAAAUGAAACCCUUAAUUCUUUAUGUUGGAUUAAACUGACUGGUUGGUAAAAAAUGUUAAAGUUCAGAACUUGAAUUCUUUGUAUUCUGGGUCAUAAAAUACCUUCUGCACAGUUACUAAUGUAAUUUACUAACUUAUAUCAGGUUGCACUGUACAGAAUCCUUUUUGUUCAAGAGCUAUUUUGUAAAUAUUAAUGUUUCAUAUCAAAGUUGCUAGAUGAUGUAUAUAUUUGUAAAUACAGAAUGGAUUAAUAAAGUUUAUAAGGAGACAUUUGUA